UGUUUUGUAAUAGCAGUCAUCUUUUAUGUAUGUACAGAUUAUAUAAAACCUUUACAUUUAUUGCUUCCUCUGUAGCAAAUUUGUGAAGAAGCUUGAAACAAAUGACCUAGAAUAUUGUCCAGCCACAUUUGUCAAGAUCCAUUUUUCAAAACAUUUUUAUCGUUGCACUGACAAGUUCCUUGUGUAUAGACAGGUUUUGGGUGAGAAGCCAUUUCCUGAUUUAUGAGAACCAACACAAACCUGACUCCCUUUAUUGGUCCAUUUUCUUGUUUUUUCCUAUUUUAAAGAGUAGCAAAUGCAAGUUGGCUUCUGGAGGAAGCUAUUUUUAUGGAUCAGAGACAUAUGAAAUUUGGGAAGCAAAUUAAAAGUUCUGUACUACUCUGAUCAGCUUAUAUGAGAAAAGUGUUUAAUAACAUAACCUCAGUUAUGUGUUAAAAGUACCAGUAAGUUUGAUGUGGCCCUGAGUGAUUUGGUUAAAAAACAAACUUUUUAACAUAAUUUUGCCCAUUGAAUAACUGUACCUUUUUAUUAAAGGCUGAAUUUAAAUUGCAUUUAUUUUCAGAGUAAGAGCUUGAAAUCACAAUAAAACUUAUAUCUUGGAGUUUUUAGCAUAUUUUUAGGGCUACUAAAAAAUUUUGAGGGUGCAUACAAAUAUGUUCUUUUUUCUGUAUUUGACCAUUUUAUUUAAUCCAUAAUAGCUGUUGCUAUUAUGGAUUGAAGCCUUGGCUUCAACAUGUCUAACACUAGUAAACAGUAAACUUUGUUUGCAUUUGGCAGUGAUUAAUGAAUGUUGGGCAUUGACAGUGGAGCAACUGUUUAAACAGUCACUGUUAUAUUGGUAGCAGAUGCUCCUGCUUGCAUCAUUCUAUGUUAUUUUAAUUAUCUCAUAACAGAAAAUAUUCAAUCUCAGGAAGAAGUCUGUGUGUACAUAAACACACUCCAUUGUUCAAAUCACACAGGUGGCCAAAGAAAACAAAUUGCUUGCAUGAAAGCAACUGCCUAUUACUUUGUCACUUCAAACUGCACAAAGCUUUGGAUUUUGGCAUCAAUAGGAACAGUCUGAGUUAUUUAGUGGGAAACUUAACUAUUUCUUUCUUUGCAGUGAGCAGAAAACAGGACUGACUGCUCCCUUGCUUUGUAGUGUUUACUGUGAUCUACGUCUUAGUUUAUUGACAUCAGUGUAAAACGGCUUGUAAAUGUAACACCAAGUGAAAGUGUGAAACAUACAUCUGCCUAAAGCAGGGUUGUUUGACGCCUCAAACUCUUUGGCUUCCUUGUUUAUACUAACCAUUGCAAAUGUUUGUGAAAUGAAUACUGAGUUAAACUCUGCUCAGAAGCCCCACCAAGUGGACAAAAUAUUUACUACUCCGUCUUUUGUGAAGAAGUCAAAAUCUAUUUUCUUAUAGGAUAAGUGUUUUUACCCUUUCACUUCAUAUUUUGUCAUGUUACAUUUGCAAGCUUCUAGGAAAUUUUGUUACAGGCCCACACAAUGUGUUGUGUAAUACUAAAAUGGAAGAAACAUUACACAUCGUAGCUGCAAUGGAUUAGAAAUGCAUGCCAAACUGUGCAGAUUUUUUUUUAAUGAUUUUUUUUACAUGUAUUUACAUAAUCAAACCUGCAGAUAUAAAUAACUCUGACUUAUAGCAGAAUGUUUUGUCUUCUUUUUUGGUGAGAGGACAAAACAUUUCUUAAAAUGUCCUUUUUUUCCAGGCUUGAGUUUCAUAUCUGUGGCAAGACGAGAGUCAAGCGAAGAACUGGUUGAGACGAUGGUCUGGAUUGUUUGGCUGUGUGAUUUGUGUCAGUCAAGCCUCUAAAUAAUCACUGAUUCAGUUAGAAGUUCAGACAAUAGAAAAAAUGUGUAGUAUCAGGAAUUUCCAAAUGAUUUCACAGUUAUUUCUUGCAUGCACCAGCAAAGGUGUUAGUGAACUUGAACAUAUCAGCCAUCUACCCACAAAGUUUCCGUUUGAACUGGUUCACAGGUUGACUAUAAAAGGUGGUGCUGGAGAUCUAAAAGCCAUUUGCUUUAUUCCUUCCUUCUCUGCUAUCAUGAUACAUACAGGCGCCAUCAUUUGCAUCCUUCUGCUGGUCCCCCUCCCUGGCGCCUCUGGGAGCAGCAUAGUUGGAGGCAAAGUUUCCAAGCCCCACUCCAAACCUUACAUGGCGUCUCUCCAGUACCAAGAAAAACAUUCAUGUGGUGGGAUACUUAUUCGGAAGGAUUUUGUCCUAACUGCAGCACACUGCAAAGCUCAAGGUGACAUGACGGUGGUUCUUGGAGCACAUGAUCUCAGAAAGAAGGAGAAAAGUCAGCAAAGGAUCAAAGUGGCAAAGUUCUGUCCACAUUCAAGCUUCAGUGGAAAAUUUGAUUUUGACAUCAUGCUGCUUAAGUUACAAAAUAAUGCCACAAAGAAUAAGUACGUGAAGCCUCUGGACCUGCCCAAGAAAGCCAAAAGCGUCUCUGACAAACUCAAAUGUCUUGUUGCUGGCUGGGGAAAAACUGGACCCAGUGAGCCGGAUUCAAAGGUUCUGAAAGAAGGGACAGAAAGGACUCUGCCCAUCACUGACUGUGAAAAAAUUUGGGGAGACCAUUUCAAAUCACAGCAAAUGAUUUGCACCACAUUUAACAAGAAGGACGGAGGAAUAUGUCAGGGUGAUUCUGGUGGACCUCUAAUUUGCAAAAAAAAGCUGCAAGGCAUAACUGCUUUUACUGCUAGCGGUCAUUGUGAUAAUACACUGUAUCCUCAUGUCUUCACGAACAUUAGUUACUUUUUACCGUGGAUCAAGAAAAUGAUGCAGACUAAAUCAUUAUGCUGAACAUGUCUUUACUUGUGCAUUGUUUAUGAAUUGUAGAAAUGAUAAUAGCAUGAAAAUGUUUUCAAUUGCCUGUAUUUUCUAAAUUUACAAUAAAAAAUACACUUAUUAGUUA
Molecule: messenger RNA, 2923 nt
Organism: Xiphophorus maculatus (southern platyfish)
Lineage: Eukaryota; Metazoa; Chordata; Actinopteri; Cyprinodontiformes; Poeciliidae
Product: granzyme B-like
Exons: 5
Coding region: 1855-2811 (318 amino acids)
Biological process (GO): proteolysis
Molecular function (GO): serine-type endopeptidase activity
Source: RefSeq, a predicted model, not a curated record